Symbiodinium pilosum is the source of this 702-nucleotide messenger RNA. Lineage: Eukaryota; Dinophyceae; Suessiales; Symbiodiniaceae. The record is from the annotation of a GenBank genome assembly.
GGCCUGGGCUAUGCGCCCCUGAAUCCUCCUCCUCCCCGAGAACCAAAUCCUUGGCUGCUUCGAGACGCGCAGCCACGAAGUGAGGCCACAAACCAGGUCCCAGCAGCCAGAGAAGUCCCAAAGGAGGCUGACAGAUUGGCACAACCUCACGUGGCGCCAGGGUCACCUCCAAAGCUGAAUGGUGGCGCUAGCUCGGGGAACGGUGCUCAUGGAGCUCACGAGUGGAAGGCAUGUCAUGUCGAAGAGCGGGCCGUGGGAGCAUCUGCAGUUGCUAGCGAAGGGCGUGGCGACAUGCAUCAGCCUCCUCGCAAUGAGUCGCAACGACACCAGCAACAGUGGCCGCAGUCCGAUUUCUCACAGCCAUCUGUGCUUGAGCAGCCGUACUACAGAGACCUUCAGCAGACUGAUGAUGCAGGUUCAGCGGCCUGGGAGCAGGAGUCAAACGACUUUUCCUCCUUCCCAGGCCAGCAGCUGCCUGACAUUAGAACGGGACAGGAAAGACAAGCGGUCACAAGCAGCGGAGGAGGUCUGGAUCGUGACAGGCUUGGAAGAUCACCUGAGGAGGCAAUUCAGGCUACCCUCAUGUCUGCAAUUGAAGCCGCGCCACAGGUGGAGGCCCUCUUGCAGAGCAGCUCCUCCAUCGGUCAUGUGCGCGGUGCACUCUCUGUCUUGGUGGCCAGCGAUGUGCUCUUCUCCACGUGA